Molecule: messenger RNA, 2702 nt
Organism: Cottoperca gobio
Lineage: Eukaryota; Metazoa; Chordata; Actinopteri; Perciformes; Bovichtidae
Gene: calhm6
Product: calcium homeostasis modulator family member 6
Exons: 2
Coding region: 128-1114 (328 amino acids)
Cellular component (GO): plasma membrane
Molecular function (GO): monoatomic cation channel activity
Source: RefSeq, a predicted model, not a curated record
CGCAGGCUAUGGUGAGCAGAGUCUCUGACAGUGGGGGGCUGAGUGAUGACGACGGACAGACAGGCAGGCAGGCAUAAAGAGGUGGAAGUGAAAGUAUCAGUCAGUGUCUGUCACACAGUUGUCAGAGAUGGAUAAGUUUAAGACGGUAGUGAACAUUGCCAACAAACAGACGAACCUCGGGUUUGGGCUGGUGGCCCUGCUCACAGCAGGAGGAGAGCAGAUCUUCUCCUCAGUGGUCUUCAGCUGUCCCUGCAAUCACCUCAACUUCCUCUACGGCACAGUGUUCUUGCUUGUGCCUGCUCUGGCUCUCCUGCUGCUGGGUUACAUCCUGAGUAAGAAGACGUGGAAGCUGCUGACGGGCCUGUGCCAGCAGCAACGCAGGGCCAAGUUGAAGCUGUGCCGCUUGAGGAAGCUGGCUGUCGCUGGCACGGUCCUCUGCCAGGUCAGCACCACCGUGCUGGUGGCGCCCUCCAGCUGGAUAGCUGUGGCUCUGCUCAACGGGAAUUACUACGAGUGUGCGAUGACUGGGACCAAUGUGAGCGUUUACAACAAGCACCUGUGUGGAGAAAAUAACCUCCAGUGUCAGCAGGAGCUGCACAGGUUCCCCUGCGGUCCCGGCAGCAGGGUCCUGCAGGAUGAAAGACAGGGUGUUCUGCUCACCCUCAGGGCUCAGUCUCAGAUUCUUGGCUGGCUGAUCAUCGCCUCCCUCAUGUUGUUUAACCUGUUGCUGACCUGCGUGGCUCGGUGCACCUCCCCCAUCAGCUACCUGCAGCUCAAAUUCUGGAGAUCAUAUGUUGAAGAGGAGAGCAACCUGAUCGAUUCAUACAGCACUAAACAUGCCAAAGAGCUCGCUGAGAGGAACCUGAAGAGCUUCUUCAACCACAAACUGCCUGAAAACAUCCUCACACCUUCCAACAGGGCCUGGGAGAAGAUCUCCUCCCUCUACAAGUUCAGCACCAAAGACCACUACUACAGCACCCUGCACCGGUAUGUGGAGGACUGGCAGGAGACCAACAAUGUGAUGAUGAGGAUGGCUUCGGUCAAGUCAAGCGAGCCUGCUGACGACACCCCUGCUGUUCUUGACUUUGUCGACGAUGGCAGGAUGUCGCUGUGACAAGCUUUUUCGGCAUCAAAGCAUGUUCUGUAGGGUUACACCCGUGUGCUGGAUACUGCUGAUAAUGUUGGUGAAUUGCUCAUAGAGCCAUGGGGCAGUGAUGAUGAAAGACUUGUGUGUGGCAUGGAUGGAGGUCGCCUUACAUGAUGUUUUUAAAGGAAAAUGUAUUUGUUUAAAUAUUUAAGUCCAGUAUGUAGGAUUUAGGACAUAUGUUUUCAGAAAUUGUUUUCAUCAGUGUAUAAUCUGCUGAAACUAAGAAUUGUUGUGUAUCUACAUAGGGAGCAGGUCCUCUUCCAUGUUGCACCACCAUGUUUCUACAGUAGAUCAGAACGGACAAACCAAACCAGAGUUUGUCCAGAGAGGGACUUUCACCUUUCUACGUCACCUGAAGGCCACCGUAGUUCUCUGACACGCUUGUUAAGGGAGCAGGGGGGGUUCAACCUCCCUUCUAGAUGCCACUAAAAUACUGGACCUUUAAGAGAGCAUCCAGCCACACAGAAAUGCAGAAAACCAUAUAUUUUUAUACAGAGUUUAAUGUGGACAAUUUGUGAGAUGAUCUCUAUCAUCAUGAUAACAUCACCAUUGCAGUCAUCAUCACCAGCUUAAGCAUCACAAUUAUCACAUGAUCCAUAUAUGAUUGUGAUAGAUCUAUGGCCUAGAGAUUAGGCCAGAGGUGACCAGAGGUUGUAGAUCUGCUUCGGAAAGUAAGUGUGAACAGUGUUCCUCAGUGAAAAUACCUUGCAUAAUUGAACAUAGUUUGAACCACAAGUUGUGGCUGAUAUUAAAGGAAAAAGACAUGGAAGAAAAAGCUAAAUGCUCUAAACCUCUCAAACCAUGAUGAGGUCUGUGUCUGCUCCAUGAUUGGUUCUGAAGGGAACAUGAAAGUUUCAACCAAAUGUACACGAAACCCAAAUUGUUAAAGACAAUAAGGACACCUAGUGUGUAAAGACAAACUCCAAAAAACGUUUUUAAUGGAAUAAAUAUAUAGGAUGACACGAGAGGGCAAUUCAAAACAGAACGGUGGUAUUAAUGACGAAUGAACAACAGCAACAGUGAGGCCGUCAUCUUCAUCAGUAGACCACUGAAUGCAUACAUACAUGCACACAUUCAGCGAUGAAAUGAAUGUGUUUAUUUGUGACACCCUGUAUACAGGCAUUUUACUAAGUGCUACAGUAGUAGCAGCAGAUAAUGAUAUAGAGGGGUUUCCUGUAUAAAGCACUCACAGGGUUUCAGUCUCUCUAAUAGGAAUGGAAGAGAAACCACUAAGAGGAUGUGACCACUUCCUUUGUGCACUCUGCUGCUCAGGCUCUCUCUGUCUCUGUAACACUGGUAUGUUCUCUAUGGAAAUGUUUCAAAAGAAUGAAUAUGCUCUGUUCUCUAUCAUUUUCUGCAUGUAUACUUUCCCUUGUGCACAUUUUGUCAUCCCAGAUACAAAUGGUUUAUUUCUUGCUUGUUGAAUGCACUCUGCUGUCAGAUGAACUGAGUUUGUGUUUGGUGAGUGUAUGUGCAUGAAGAGAAACAAAUCACGUUGUCCUUCUUCUCCUGUCCUAUAAAUGACUGCUUCAUAUAAAAGUGAAUAGAAACAGUU